AAAGUUAUUACUGCAGGCCGCCAUUUUAAUUCUCCCGUCUCCGUUCUCUAUUCUUGCCGUCAUAUGGCGUAUUAGUGUGUUCAAGCCGCCAUAUUAAAUGAAAUCAAUAAAAUAAGGCAAAAUGUCGCCCUACUAAAAUAAUCCAUUAACAUCUAGUUUUUGUGUAAUUAAAACAUCAAGAGGAUCACAAUGGAGAAUUCCUACGGUGUGGGGGUCGUGAAUAGAUACGCUCUUUUCUUGGACGAUGAGUCCGAUCCUCUUGAUGCGAUAAAGGCUCGCGAGCAAGCAAAAGAGCUCAAAAAAAAGACCAAAGACGCCGAAAAGGAGAACAAGGGUAAACUUGAGGUCAAACCGAAAGGCCCUAGUGUCGUCGUGAGGAAGGGAAUCAAGGAAACUCAAAAUGUGAAGUCCCAAGAAAAUAAAACUGGCGAUCAACAGAAGAACAAAGGUCCGCCGCGGACGACCGAUCGAAAUGCGGAGAGACCGCCUCCGCGUCGCCGCGAAGAGCGCCCACAGAACGGAGCCGUCGAAGGCAAAGAGGGCGCUCGGCCCCCCCGCCGCGAGUUCGGUGAUAGAAGGCCUAACUUCGAACGACGCAAUUUCAACGACAACCCCGAAGGAGGCGAGCGCAGGGGCCCCAGGCCUCCGCGCGAGCCGCGCGACGGUCAGCGCGGUCCCAGGCCGGGCUACGACGGCCGAGGGAAGAGGGAGUUCGACAGGAGGUCCGGCUCGGACAAGACUGGCGUGAAGCCCGUGGACAAACGCGAAGGGGCCGGUCCCCACAACUGGGGCACGCUCAAGGACGACUUGGACGAAAUGAACAAAACAGGUUCCGAGGGUGAGGCGCCCGAGGAGAAGCCUGUGGACGCGGCGGCGGCCGGCGACGGGCCGCAGCCCGAGCCCGAGCGCGCGCCGCCCGCUGAAGAGGAGCCCCGCGAGCUCACGCUGGACGAGUACAAGGCGCUCCGCAACGCGCAGCGCACGGCGCCGCAGUACAACCUGCGCAAGGCCGGCGAGGGCGAGGACCUCAGCCAGUGGAAGAACCUCGUGCAGAUGGAGAAGAAGAAGGAGGGCGAGCACGACUCCGACGAGGACGACGAGUACGACAUCGCUGACUACCCGCAGCGCGUGGGCCGCCAGAAGCGCGUGCUGGGCAUCGAGUUCACGUUCAACGACACGGCGCGGCGCGGCGGCGGCGCCGGCCGGGGCCGCGGGGGCCGCGGGCGCGGGCGCGGCGCGCGGGGAGUGCCGCGCGAGCCCGAGCCGCAGCCCGAGGAGCGGCCGGCCGCGCGCAGCCAGGUCGCUCCGCCCAAGGUGGACGACAGCAAGGAUUUCCCCUCUCUCGGCUAGGCUCGGCGAGUCUCCGUUGUUCUCCCCUUUCGAAAGUACGAUAGAGAUACAGAUUAAAAUUGUAUGUACCGUUAUUUUUGAAGUAAAUAUACAAAAUAUUUACAGAGAUGUGUAUUAUAUUGCAUUGGGUCAGUCACUGUCUCGUGUCCGCAGUGGGAACCUGCCGAAGUGUUGUGCCGGUGUGGCCAGUGGCCGAGCACAGCUCGGUGUAAGGGAGGGGAAGGACUCAUUUUAUUUUGCAUACACAAUAGCAACAGUAACGCAUAUAUGAAUCUAUCAUAACAGUAGCUUUUAUUGUAAUCACAUGGGCUUACAUUUUCCUUUGAUGAGUUUGAAUAUCUGAUAAGUUUUAAAGUUGUGGACUUGUGACACAUAAUAAAUUAACUCUGUCACAACUUAGCUUAGAGUAUUGUGGAAUAACCUGUUGCAUUUUGUAUCACUGUUAGUGUUGACAGAUGCAGACUUUACACUGUAAAUAGUUUUAUAAAUGUUUAAAAGAUAAGGUCUUUAAUAACAAGGUUGAUUUUUGUUGUUACACAAACUUCUUGAAAAAUAAACAUUUUGUAUGUGUGAA
This is a messenger RNA of Bicyclus anynana (squinting bush brown), 1924 nucleotides long. It is a transcript of the gene VIG, whose product is annotated as plasminogen activator inhibitor 1 RNA-binding protein-like. The coding region runs from base 190 to 1350 and encodes 386 amino acids. The transcript has a single exon. Lineage: Eukaryota; Metazoa; Arthropoda; Insecta; Lepidoptera; Nymphalidae. The record is from RefSeq and is a predicted model, not a curated record. Gene Ontology annotation, molecular function: RNA binding. Gene Ontology annotation, cellular component: nucleus; cytoplasm.